Molecule: messenger RNA, 722 nt
Organism: Melopsittacus undulatus (budgerigar)
Lineage: Eukaryota; Metazoa; Chordata; Aves; Psittaciformes; Psittaculidae
Product: galanin receptor type 2-like
Biological process (GO): G protein-coupled receptor signaling pathway
Cellular component (GO): plasma membrane
Molecular function (GO): G protein-coupled receptor activity
Source: RefSeq, a predicted model, not a curated record
CUAAGCAGUGUUUCUCCACUCUCUCCAUCUUUCCCUGUGUUGCUUCAGGCUCCGGCAUCUCAUAAUGACACAGAAUGAUGGAGCACAAGGACUUUAUGAGCCUGGCUGUGUACUGGAACUCCUCUGACAUUUACCAGUUCAGCACUGCCAGGGUCAUUGUCUCUGUGGUCUUCUUUCUUAUCUUCCACCUGCACACAGUGGGCAAUAGCCUAGUGCUGGCAGUGCUGCUGUGCAACAGACAAAUGGGCCACAACACUAUCAACCUCUUCAUCUUCAACCUCAGCCUGGCUGACUUCUUCAUUGUCUUCUGCGUGCCUUUCCAGGCCACCAUCUACUUCCUUGAGGGCUGGAUCUUUGGCUCCUUCAUCUGUAAGGCUGUCCACUUCUUCAUCUACCUCGCCAUGUAUGCUAGCAGCUUUACCCUGACUGCCAUCUCUGUGGACAGGUACCUGGCCAUCUGCUAUCCACUGCUCUCCCAGGAGCUACGGACCCCCCACAAUGUAGUGGCUGCCAUGGCUGUGAUCUGGGGCCUCUCUGUGGUCUUUGCUGGGCAAGUAAGCUACUAUGAUUUGACUGAGUGGGAGUCCAGCUACAUCUGCAUGCCUGGCUGGGAGGAGUGGAGACGCAAGGUCAUGGACACCAGCACAUUUGCCUUUGGCUACGUCAACUACAGCAUCUGUGGACAGCAGUGGAGGACACCUGGAGGAAACUUUCCUAGUUGA